AUGUUUUAUUUGCUCUGCUUAUUUGCCUUAGGAUGCUCAGCAUUAUAUGAAAACUGCCCUUACGUGAACCACACAGCUAAAGAAGAGCUUGCCAAGAUAAUAGAAAAUCCAGAUUUUAUGACAGUUGACAUCAUUUACGAUCGAGAAGGCGUGUCUUCAAAAGCCCUUGCUGAGGUUGUUGAGCAAGUUUUAGUGAAACUCCACAAUUUUGUCAGGGUCUAUGCAAUUGAUUGCACAGAUGAUGAAAAACUGUGCCCAGAAAAAGUAAAAGCAGAGUUACCCAUUUUUGAAGCUCAUGUCCCAGCUGGGUUAAACCCAUAUACAGGAAAGCCUCUAGUCCACCAAAGAAGAUUUGAAGGCCGAAUUGCAUAUAAAGAAAUCUCAGACUUUUUAUUGACAAAUAUCCCAUAUUUGGGUGAAGAACUCAAUGAAGACAAAGAAGAAUAUUUAAAAGAAAAAAACUUAAACCACGUGAUUUUGUUUACCAAUAAAGAUAAAGCUCCUGUGAUGUAUAAAGCACUUACUUCACAAUUCAGAGGCAGAUUGGAGUUUUGGGUGUCUCUGCUAGGAGAAAAUGAAUAUGCAAAGAAAUUUGGAGUCACUGAGUUUCCGACGAUUUUGGUAAAAGUUGGGGAGGAAGCUGCGAAAUAUCCAGGGAAAAACGACUUUUUUGAUAUUUCUAAAUUUUUAGAACAAUAUGCAAAAGAAAGACAAGAGCUAAAACUCAGGAAAAAAGCACCAAAACAAAAGCAGCAAGAUGUACCUGAAAUCCCAGAAAUUCCUAUUUUGAAUUUAGACGCUGGCAAUUUCAAAGAAAAGCUGGAAGACGGAAAACUUGCAAUUGUCCACUUUUAUAAAGAAAACCAAGUUGCUGAAUGGGACGAUAUCAAAAAAAAUUACAACGGUGUCGUUUUGCUUGCAAAUUUUCAUUGCGGAGGUGGAGCAGAAGAAGAUCUUGCAAAAUCACUAGGAGUUAAAAAAUUUCCAUCAUUAAGAAUAUUCCCAAGCAAUCGCAAACGCAAGAGCUUAGAACUCGUGUUUUCAGACCAAUAUGAGCUGGAAGACGAGAUUGCAAGAGAGCUUAAGAGCGAUAUUAUUACUCUUGCAGACGCAACUGUCAACAGUUUUGUGCGCACAGUAGGUGAAGAACAAAAACUUGGAUUACUGUAUUUAUCAGAAAACUCCCCAAACCUUUAUUUCAGAGGACUAUCUGCUGAUCCAGCCUUCAAGGAUUUCGUUAAAUUUGGCUUUUUCAAGAAACCAGAAGCGGAAUCUAGAAAAAUAUUUACCACCAGCAGAUUCCCUACAAUAGUUGCUUUUUCAACUCCAGAUGAAACUGGAAAUUACAAAAUUCUUGAAUAUACAGGGAAUCUAAAUGACUAUGCACAAAUGAGCUUCUUUUUAGACAAACAAGCUAUCCCAUAUAUGCUUAAACGCGAAAUUAGUCAAGAAAUAGAUGAAGACAGUGCUGACAUUGUGGAAUACACAAGUAAAAAUUUUGAAAAAGCCUGUGCUAAAAAAGUUGGUAUGUGCGUUAUUGGCUUUUUUGAAGGAAAUCCAGUAAGUUUUAUAUAGGAAAACAACCCUGCCCAAUUUUCUGUAUUUAAGAAAGUAAGUCUUUUAAUGGAAAAACGAAAAAUUCCUUUUCAUUUCGGCUGGGUAGAUGGUAUUUGUCAAUAUGAGCUUAGAGAAAGCUUUGGAAUCUCAGAAGCAAUGAUGCCUAAUCUGGCUGUUUAUUUCCCUAGUAAGCAAAAAUCUGCAAGACUUGUAGGGACUUUUAAUGAAGAAGACUUAAAUUCUUUCUUAGAAGGAGUUACAAGAGGUAAAGUGGCAACUGACGAUAAGGCAAAAGUCCAAGUAGUUGAAAGAGAUUGCAAAGAAUUCCAUAAUAGCUUGAAACAACAGAGCGAAGAAGGAAAUGAUGAACUAAUUGCAGAAAUCCUGAAGGAAGAAGAAGAAAGAAAGAAAGCUUUAGGCAUUGGAGAAAGCACAGGAAAGAAAGGGAAACGCAAAAAGAGAAGAGGAGUCAGCAAAGCUGAUGAUUUAUAA
Molecule: messenger RNA, 2049 nt
Organism: Blepharisma stoltei
Lineage: Eukaryota; Ciliophora; Heterotrichea; Heterotrichida; Blepharismidae
Source: the annotation of a GenBank genome assembly